AGAGAGAGAGAGAGAGAGGGACCGCUUCGUCUCCCCCAUCGGUUCCCCGUAGUCGAUUUUACGCUUCGAGCAAGGGGAGAAGCUCUGGGGUUUUCGCUCUAAAACCCUAGAGGCCUCUUCGCGGUCGUAUCGAUCGCCUGCCGGCAAUGGCGAAUUCUGAGAAGAAGGCGGAGAAGACUAAAAUCUGUGAUAUUUGUGGAGACAGUGGCUUCAUGGAAGAUAUCGUCACCUGUCAUUGUUGCAAAAGGGCUUCUGAACACAUUUAUUGCAUGCAAGUUCUGCAAUUUAGGGUUCCAGAUGUUUGGUAUUGUCAUGGAUGUCUGUCAAAAGCUCAUGGAGUUCAUGAAGGAAAGAUGCAGGAUACACGUACAGAAAGUGAUUCCUUCAAAAUUUGUACUUUUAAUUCAAAGAGGGCUAAAUCUCCAACUAAAGUAAGUACCCACUUGAAUGAUGAUCCAACUCCUGAAGAAAUUAAUGAUGGUAGAAAGCAGCAGAAUAGAAGGCAUCCAAUGCACUCAUCAUUCUCUAAUGUUUCCGUCAAGACAAUUGAAAAUGCCAAAGUUAAGUUUAUUACACUUGAAGAAGUAGCCUUGAAUUAUGGUGCAACAGCAUACUGUAAACAGGGUAAUUCAGGUGUAUCGUGUCGUCGAAGUGUAUGUCCAUUUAACUCAAGAAAAUCAUUCACCAAUAUCUCUAGAUCCCGUCAUUUGACAAGUACCAGGGUUCCCAGGCAACCAAAUGAAGCAACUGUUGACACUGACACUGACCGUUCUCUUGGAAAAGCCAUUAUAGUUAGGGAAGAUAUUAUUAAUGACAAAGAAGGGAACAUGCAAAAAAAUAAAGUUUCAGAUUACAAUUCAUCUUUGAAGUCCAUUGUACCUGCAGCCUCUAACAUUAGUUCCGAUGCUUCAAAACACAUUGAUGAUAGAACAAAGAAUAGAACAAAAUGUAAGGCCUUAGGAGAGACCUCUGCCACACCUACCGAGGAGAAACACAUGGAUAGAUCUAUUGUUGCUUCUGAUUAUUUUCAACUGAAGCAUAUCCAGGAAAAAGAAGCAAAAUGUGUUGAUGUUGGAGUACAGCCCACAAGAGAUAGGAACAAAAUAAUAAGAACAUAUGACACUUCAGGUGGAAUUGUAUGUUCUGCUGCUCAGUGCAAGAUACUUGCUUCUAAAGAAAAUGAUCUACCACUUACUUUGCUAAUUAAUCCAAAUGAAAAGCUUCUGAAUUGCCCUGCACCAGGAACUUGCUGGAAGGGGACCUUUGAAGUCUUUGAUAUGGGUAUCCAUAUAUAUGGUGAAAUUCAAGCUCAUUUUCCUUCUCAAGUGUCUCCUAAGGCUUAUGACAUUUCGAAGAAGUUGCCCAUGAAGUUAAAGCUCGAUAUGCUACCUCGGAGAGAUGCAUGGCCAAAGAUAUUUCAGUCAGAUCCUCCUACCUAUGAUGACAUCGGUUUAUACUUUUUUCCUAGUCAAUUGGAGAGGCCUAAAGAGAAGUAUUUUCGACUUCUGGAGCGGAUUGAUUCAUGUGAUUUUGCAAUGCAAACUUGGAUAGAAGACGUGGAGCUACUGAUAUACCCAUCUCAACAACUGACAGUGGACUCUCAUCGUAUAAAUGAACAGAUUUACCUAUGGGGUGUGUUUCGGCAUGUGAAACAACGGAAGCACCAUCAACAUAGGCAAGAGAUUUCUUCUCUUAGUCCUGCUGCUGCUGACCUGAAGACUAAUAAGCAUGGUCCAUCAACUACAUCUUUUGAAUGCAGCAAUGAGGAUGUUGACAUGGAGAUUGAUAUGGAAGGCGGCAAAGAUAUUGGUCAGGUAGAUAAACCAAUUCGAAAAAGGGUUGUUCCUCCUGGCCUUCCAUUUGAAAGCCCAAUUUCACAAGAGGCAGGUCCUGCAUGUAGACCUUUGGUGAAGUUGUUGGGUAAAACAAGUUCAGCUCAAUCAGAUGUUCCUCCUGGAUUUUCAAGGACUCCAUAUGUAAAGCAAGAGAGUUUUUCACCUGUUGUCAAUCAAAUACAUCCAGUGUCAAAGAUUUGUGACAGUCCAUCAAGCUUCCUUGAUGUAUCACAAAGAUCAGGUACUGUACUUGCACUUUUUCCUCCGAAGUCUGAGGAUGGAACAAUUAACAAGGCUGAUGAUGCCGAAAUGAGGCAACCUAUUUCUGCAGAUCUCAGCUUAUCAAUGCCACAUUAUGUGAUGGAUGGUGAUUCUUGGGUCUCUAUGACACCAAAGGUCUCCCUAGACCAAGAUGGAUGUGGGGAAAAAGUGCAAUUAAAACUUUGAUCAAUCUGUCUUCUGUUCGUUCGUCAACUGGCCUUAUUUGCUGGUAUGGCUUUGACUUGGACAUCUGAUUACCCCACAGCUGUAGUGUUAUCUCAAGCAUCAGUUCAUGUAAAGCUAAUGCCUUGCCAACUCAGGUUAGAUGUACAUGCCUGCUUUCAUCAUCCAUCUAAUUGGCGUCUUUUAUUUGCAUUCGACAGCAUGUCCAUGUAUAGUUGUUUUGCGAUGUUCUAGGCUUAAAUACUCGUUGACCUUUCGGAUGUCAAGAAGUUUAGUUUUUGUUCCUGGAUAUAUAGUGGAUCAGAAUCUAUUAAGUCAAUAUUUAAGAGAUUGCUCUAACAUUAAAGCAAAGUUCAUAUAGACAUUA
Molecule: messenger RNA, 2646 nt
Organism: Musa acuminata AAA Group (dessert banana)
Lineage: Eukaryota; Viridiplantae; Streptophyta; Magnoliopsida; Zingiberales; Musaceae
Exons: 9
Coding region: 147-2282 (711 amino acids)
Source: RefSeq, a predicted model, not a curated record